GCGGCGCGCACUCUGUCCUCGCCGCGCACUGCGAUAGGUAGCGCCACCAGGGGGCGCCACGAUCGCACCGCGUCCUCCCGCUCGCGUAAACACGCUUUCUUUGAAAUUUCGUGCAAUUGCAAAGAAAUAAGUGAACGACGCGGGAAUAUUUGGUGAUGAAACCGUUUGUGAUUUAGCUGCUGUUUUAUACGAAGAAUUAUCUGUUUUUUUUACAAAACCGUUUUUUUAUAAUUCUUACAAACUUACCUACUUAUUUACGAACGUGAGCGAACUUUGUGAAACUUUGAAGAUUUCAGCGUUUCUUGUGAGGAUUGCGUGAACUGCCAAGGAAUAUACAACACAGAUGCUGCAGGAGCCAAGACAGGACAAGAUUAACUAUAAAGUAUUAGACCAAACAAGAUAUUUGUGGAAACAUUUUAGUAUAAAAGUAACAAAGACUUGAUGGGAUUCCGUCCUGAAGACUAAGAGAUAUAUAAUUUGAGAGCAGAAGAUAUACUUGUACACAUGAUGAUGGUGAUGAAGAGGACAUGCCCGGGGCUGGCGCUGGCGGCGGGAGUGCUGCUGGCGCUGCUGGGGCGGGCCGAGGCAGCGCCGCUCGCCACCACCGACAGAGCUAUGAUGUACCUGGCUCAGUUUGGCUACUUGAACCCCUCUGUGCGCAACCCGUCCAGCGGACACAUCAUGGACGAGGGCUCGUGGAGGAAGGCCAUCGCAGAGUUCCAGAGCUUCGCCGGUCUUAAUGCCACAGGCGAGCUGGACGAGGAGACGGCGCAGACGAUGUCGCUGCCGCGCUGCGGCGUGCGCGACAAGGUGGGCUUCGGCGAGAGCCGCGCCAAGCGGUACGCGCUGCAAGGUUCCCGGUGGCGCGUAAAGAACCUCACAUACAAGAUCUCGAAGUACCCGUCGCGGCUGAACCGCGCCGAGGUGGACGCCGAGCUGGCCAAGGCCUUCAGCGUGUGGGCCGACUACACCGACCUCACCUUCACGCAGAAGCGCUCGGGACAGGUGCAUAUUGAGAUCAGAUUCGAGAAAGGCGAGCACGGGGACGGCGAUCCCUUCGACGGCCCUGGCGGCACUCUGGCACACGCCUACUUCCCGGUUUACGGUGGUGACGCUCACUUCGAUGAUGCUGAAAUGUGGUCCAUCAACUCGAAACGAGGAACCAACCUCUUCCAGGUGGCAGCGCACGAGUUCGGGCACUCGCUGGGUCUGAGCCACAGCGACGUGCGCUCGGCGCUCAUGGCGCCCUUCUACCGCGGCUACGAGGAGCGCUUCCAGCUGGACCAGGACGACGUGCUCGGCAUACAGGCUCUAUACGGGCGCAAGUCUGUGAACGACAUCGGCGGCGGAGCCUCCAUUCCUUCAGUCCCACGCGUCACCACGCAGGCGCCCUCCGCCGAGGACCAGGCGCUGUGUGCAGACCCCAAGAUCGACACCAUCUUCAACUCCGCCAAUGGAGACACUUUCGUUUUCAAAGGCGAGCACUACUGGAAGCUGACGGAAGACGGAGUGGCGUCGGGCUACCCGAAGCUGAUCUCGCGCGCGUGGCCCGGCCUGCCCGGGAACAUCGACGCCGCCUUCACGUACAAGAACGGGAAGACAUACUUCUUCAAGGGCUCCAAGUACUGGCGGUACAAUGGACAGCGAGUCGACGGGGAUUAUCCCAAGGAGAUUAGUGAAGGUUUCACUGGUAUUCCCGACAACAUCGACGCAGCGCUAGUGUGGUCAGGCAACGGCAAGAUCUACUUCUACAAAGGCUCGAAGUUCUGGAGGUUCGACCCGGCUCAGCGGCCGCCGGUCAAGUCCACGUACCCCAAACCGCUCUCUAACUGGGAAGGCGUCCCGGACCACAUCGAUGCCGCCCUGCAAUAUACGAAUGGAUACACAUACUUCUUCAAAGCUGGAACGUAUUGGAGAUUUAAUGAUAGAACGUUUAGUGUGGACACAGACAACCCCGCGUUCCCGCGGUCCACGGCGUACUGGUGGCUGGGCUGCAGCUCGGCGCCGCGCGGCACGGUGGGAGGUAACCAGCGCCUCUCCGCCAGCACCCUCUCUCCCGAGGAGGAUGACGUCGGCGACAUACUGUUCGACGCAGAUGGCGCAGGGGGUGCGGGCGGCAGCGGCGGCGCGCGGGGGGCGGCGGCGCCGGGCCUGCUGCUGGCGGCGGCGGCGGCGGCGGUGGCGGCGCGGCUGGCACGCGCGUAGCGGCCGCGCGGCCCGCCCGCCCACUAACUGUGAUCGUGUGUUGUGUGAAUGAACGUGUUCGGUAUAUUGUGUAUAGCGGACGACGUGCUGUGAUGAAGAAUGCUUCUUUUUAUACUGUACAAUACGAGGACGAUAAUUUAAUGCGAAGUCAUAGUUUUUAUACUACUAUAUAUAACUAGAUGAUGUAAGUUCGAGUGUGAUAUUGAAGUAAGCGAACAUUUUGUAUUAAAUAUUUAAAGUAACUAUA
Messenger RNA from Plutella xylostella (diamondback moth), 2452 nucleotides. RefSeq names its product matrix metalloproteinase 1 (gene Mmp1). Gene Ontology annotation, biological process: collagen catabolic process; proteolysis; extracellular matrix organization. The record is from RefSeq and is a predicted model, not a curated record. Gene Ontology annotation, molecular function: zinc ion binding; metalloendopeptidase activity. Gene Ontology annotation, cellular component: extracellular matrix. NCBI's taxonomy places the organism in Eukaryota, Metazoa, Arthropoda, Insecta, Lepidoptera, Plutellidae.